GAAGAGAUAUAGGUUAUAUACAUCCUAGGCUAGGAUUUGAAGGUCGCCUCCCGGUUUACCGAAAAAUUAUAUCACGUGCAAAAGGAAAGAGGGAUGAUGUGAGGGCGAAUCCUUCUCGGCGUCUUCUCCACUCGCCCUAAGAUGGAUCGCCGAUCCUGCAUUCGUAUCCGGUAACCGCGCGAACGUCCGUCUUCCGGCUUCGCGGUAGAGGUUAACUCCUCCGUCCGAGCCGCCCAAAAUCGAAAAUGGCUGUGGAGUUUCUGAUGAAUCGGCUCAAGGCCUUGUUCGUGCUGCUUUUCGGGAUAUUUAAGCGCGCGAUGUGCUGUCUGCGACGUCGAAGACGAUCGUCCUGCGACUCCGUGCCGCUGUCCACAGUUGGCGUGGUGCCAAACGCCCUGACUAGCUCGACGGAAUUAGAGCAAUGGGAUAAAUGGGAAGAAAAUCCAGUUGUAGUUAUACCAGACAAACCAGUUAAUACGGUGCAAGCGAAAAUAGAACAGUACCGCCAACAAGUGAUUAAGUCUCCUGAAACACCUACUGAGGAACAACUUAAUUUUUUCGAGGACAUGACUCCCAAAAUUACUAGGCAGACAAAGAUUUUAAUAAAAGAUAAGCAUGCAGAUGGCUCGUCUCACAGCACUGCGAAAUUCUCGGCCAUGGAUCCUGUUCCGACUAAUGAAUUGGAAGAAUGGGAGGAAAAUGCUGCCAGUUGGGAAAUGGAUGCUAUGGAAGAUUUGAAUGAUGCUACCAAAGUGCUGCGGGAACAAAGAAGAAGAGAGCGAGAACAGCGGUUGAUAGAACAACAACAAAAAAGGCUAGAACGUACCACAAAACCGCAACCCUUGGGUGCAAAACUAUGUUCCUGAUGCAAGAUCACAAAUAUGUGGGGAUUAAUAUCAAAAUACAAUAAUGUACAACUUUUAAUGGGAUACAUACUGGAUAUUUUUAAUAUAGAAAUUAAUACAUUCAUAUUAACUCUCUAUCCCUUGAUGUAACUUUUGAAGUUCGUGCACGUAUCACUUUUACUAUUUUUUCCACUUUGUUUUUAUGUUUAUCAAAUAUGAAUUUUUUCAAACUUAUAAAAAACUUGUUCUCUAAAUCUUAUACUUUCGAAAAGUUCAGAGUUUAUUAACUUUUAUAUACUAACCUAUUUAGUUUUCCAAAAGAAAGCAUUAGAGAGUUAAUUGUGAAAAAAAAACGCAAUACAUUUAUUUUAAAGUAACAAAGCUGCAUUAAUGUAUUACGUUGAGACAUUAUCUUACUAUUAUCUUAAAAGAUUGAUUUGUUUUGUUAUACCAUGUUUUUUAUCGGAGCGUGCAAAAUAGUGGACAUUUCAGUAUUGAAAUAUUCACAUGUCGAUUUCUCUUAAUUUGGUAAAUGUAAACGAGAGAGAAUAAUGUGUGUGUUAAGCAGUGUCGAUGCAAUCGUUCCUUCUAAAAAUAUUUAUAAACAUUCCAUAUGAAUUUCGAGUGUGAUGUGUCUGAGCUCUUAUAUAAGCAAAACAUCCAUUUUGUAAGUUUAUAAUAAGUAUAUAUAUUAGUCAGAUGGUACCUGUCUCUUUAUCAAUAUUUUUAUUGUUUUUACAAGCUCGUAAUCUUCGUAUGAAUCUUAGAAGCUCAAAACUCAAAUACUGGAAAAUGAGACAGAUGUUAGCGCAAUGCUUCGAAUUGUUAAAUUCUUUUCAUGUUUUUGUUAUUCAUGCACAAUUGCCGAGAAAAUGGCAAGAAUGGAUUUCAAAGUAUUUCAUAAUAAAAAAAAAUAUAUUUACAUUUGAAUUUGACAAUACCCGACACUUAAAAUGUUCUAUGUAUAUCUUAUGUAUUGAGUUUGAAGGAUGUUUCAAUCAAGUAACUGUUGCAUAACGCAAUUGCACAAUGCAAUUUGUUGGCAGAUGAGAUCUAUUAUGUCACCAUGGAAGAAAUCGGAUCAUUGAGCAACUGAGGAAGAGCAAUCAAAGAAAAAAAUUUUUAAGUGAUUCCCAUUAAUUUAAUCGAUAAUUAACAUGUCAAAGAAUAUGACUCCCAUUAGCUUAAUCAAUAAUUAAUGUAUUAAGUAAUAUAUUAUUUUAAUAACUUAA
This is a messenger RNA of Pogonomyrmex barbatus (red harvester ant), 2077 nucleotides long. Its product is annotated as receptor-binding cancer antigen expressed on SiSo cells. Gene Ontology annotation, cellular component: secretory granule. Lineage: Eukaryota; Metazoa; Arthropoda; Insecta; Hymenoptera; Formicidae. The record is from RefSeq and is a predicted model, not a curated record.